UUAAGCCUUACGCUAAAAAUUACGCCCGAAUUGUGGUCUUUAAUGACGCCUAUACUAGCGAUUACUCCAAUGAAAUAAUGUUGACUACCCCCGAAGGAACUCCAGGUCCCGUAUCCUCAUUCGAUGGCAUAGCUCUUGGAUCGAAUGCCCUCUACUUGUUUUGGGGACGACCUGAAGAACCCAAUGGUAUAUUGACUGGAUUUAGAAUAUUUUAUCAGAAAGUAUUGGGCACUCAGUUGGACAGUCGACUCGAGCGCUCGCCUAAGAUUGAAGAUCCGCUCACCACUAAUGCAAGGCUUGCGGGACUUAUGCCUCAAACCAAAUACAGGGUAACUAUUCACGCGACCACUACUAAAGGGUUGGGCGAACCCUAUUAUAUAGAGCUCAGCACUAAAUCCGAGGAUUCGGCCGAAUAUCCUGACAAACCGUCUUUUGAAUGGUAUCACCGAAAGUCACCCGACGGUAAGGAUGAGCUCAGAGUCCAGUGGAAUCCCAAGACAGGAAGUGGCAAAAAUCCGGGCAGUUAUUUCUAUGUCCAGUACAGACUCAAAGGAAGCGAACGAUUCCUUAACACUCCUAAAGACGAGAAUCAGGAUUCACUGAUUGUGCCCAUCAGAGGAUUAGAGGAGGACAAGACGUAUGAGAUCCGAGUGGUGGCCGUCGACGGACAGUUCGAGACCCCCAGUGAGACACAGGAGAUCUCGUGGAGUGGUCGAGUCGUCUUAAUUCUGAAGCAUUUCUUAAUAUAUCUCUAUUGCCUGAUCUGA
Molecule: messenger RNA, 767 nt
Organism: Oppiella nova
Lineage: Eukaryota; Metazoa; Arthropoda; Arachnida; Sarcoptiformes; Oppiidae
Source: the annotation of a GenBank genome assembly